AUGCUUCAAUUUAAUGGAAAUUUUAUGAGACCAAUAGAAUCAUCUCAUACUCCGCUUGUUGCUGCUACUACUAUUACUACAGAAUUUAAACAAUAUGAUAAAGAAAAAUAUGAAAGUGCUAAAUCUGGUAAUAAUCGUAGGAGACGAAAAUCAACGCGUGAAGAGUGUGAUACUUCUUCUUCUCUGGAUGGUUAUGAAGAAGAGUAUGCUAACGCUAAUGGUAAUAAUGGUAAUAGUUCAUUAUCACAUGCUGAAGUUCGUCGUCGAAUGCAUAUUCAAUCCGAACAGAAAAGACGCGCAGAGAUCAAAGAUGGGUUUGAAGAUCUUAGACGGCAAUUACCCAUCUCUAAUCACAGUCGUAAAAUGACUGUUUCACAUAUUAAGAAUAUGAAAUCUAAAGAAUGUUACCUCAUAGAAGAAAUCAACCGUCUUAAUCAAUACAUUAGUUAUCUGGCUUCAGAGCUUGAUCGAGAAAAAAGAAUGAAUGUUAUACAUCAACAAAAAGAAACACUUGAUAAGCUUUAUCAGAUUGGAUUAUAA
Messenger RNA from Entrophospora sp. SA101, 540 nucleotides. Lineage: Eukaryota; Fungi; Glomeromycota; Glomeromycetes; Entrophosporales; Entrophosporaceae. The record is from the annotation of a GenBank genome assembly.